AUGGCUCAAGCAGAUAGAAAAGCUGUAAUUAAAAAUGCUGACAUGUCUGAAGAAAUGUCUUAAGACGCGAUUGAUUGUGCUAACUAAGCUUUAGAAAAAUUCAAUAUCGAAAAAGAUAUUGCUGCAUUUAUUAAAAAAGAAUUCGACAAGAAAUACAACCCAACAUGGCAUUGUAUCGUUGGAAGAAAUUUCGGAUCAUACGUGACUCAUGAAACGAAGCAUUUUAUAUAUUUUUAUAUGGGUUAAGUAGCUAUAUUAUUAUUUAAAUCGGGAUGAUUUAAGAAUAUAAAAGAAAUAUUAUAUUAUUAUAUAUACGUAUAUGCCGAUAUAUAUU
Ichthyophthirius multifiliis is the source of this 334-nucleotide messenger RNA. RefSeq lists its product as hypothetical. Gene Ontology annotation, biological process: microtubule-based process. Gene Ontology annotation, cellular component: dynein complex. The record is from RefSeq and is a predicted model, not a curated record. Lineage: Eukaryota; Ciliophora; Oligohymenophorea; Hymenostomatida. Gene Ontology annotation, molecular function: dynein light intermediate chain binding; dynein intermediate chain binding. The transcript has a single exon.